Hydra vulgaris (swiftwater hydra) is the source of this 4877-nucleotide messenger RNA. NCBI's taxonomy places the organism in Eukaryota, Metazoa, Cnidaria, Hydrozoa, Anthoathecata, Hydridae. The record is from RefSeq and is a predicted model, not a curated record.
UUUUAUAAGGACUGUCAUUUCUUUACAAAGAAAUUAUAAAAAACAAAGACUUCAAAGGUUAUUAAAGGAGCUUGAAAGUUCUGCUAAAUUUUGCAAUAUUCAAAGUACAGCUGUAGAAAUUGGAACAAAUGAGAUAUAUAUGAAGUCAGAAGAUAUCAACACUCACUGGAGAGAAGAAAAAUUAAAAGUUGAAGGUAUUCAUGAUGACCAAAAUAUAAAUAAUAAAGAAAAAUAUGUUUUUGCUGGUCAUUGUAUAAAUAAAGAGCUUGUUAAUAAAGAAGAAACUCAAAUCUAUAAAACUGAAAGACAUAUUACUUCUAAUACUAAUAGCAUUAUUACUGUGAGUUUUAUUGAAACUCAAGCUGAUCGAAACGAAGUGGCAUCUCAACAAAAAACAUCUAAAAAAAGUAAUAACAAAACUCCAAGAGACAUUUUGAUCAAAAAAGAUCCAUUUAAAAUAAUAGACUCUAAUAAAACUCUAAAUUGCAAACUUGAAAGAGUUGGUAUUGGAAUUCAAAAAGAUGCACACAGGACAAUUAUUUGUAAAGCUCAAAAAGAUGCAGCCAAAAUGACGGAAAAUCAAUACUUAACUGAAAUAACGGACAUUGAAACUCAAAAUUAUGAUCAAAUUGGUAUUGAAGUUCAAGACUUGAUUAAGCAAACUGAUAAUAAAGCUCAGAAAGUCAUUGUUAUUAAAAGUCAAGAUAACACUGACCAAACUGAUGUCAAAAAUAAUAAAGGCUCUGUCAAUAAAAUUCAAGAUUUAACUGAACAAACUGAUAUUAAAGCUCAGAAAACCUCUGUUAUUAAAAAUCAAGAUUACACUGAGCAAACCGAUGUCAGAACUAAAGUUUAUGUUAAUGAAAUUCCAAAUUUAAUUGAGAUAUCUAAUAUCAAAACUAAUAAAUCGACUGUUAAUAAAAGUCAAAUUUUAACUGAGCAAACUGAUAUUAAAGCUCAGAAAGGCACUGGUAAUCAAAAAAGUCAAGAUUACACUGAGCAAACUGAGGUCAAAAAUAGUAAAGGCACUGUCAAUAAAAUUCAAGAUUUAACUGAGCAAACUGAUAUUAAAGCUCAGAAAGCCACUCCUAAUAAAAGUCAAGAUUACACUAAGCAAACUGAUAUCAAAAUUAAUGGUGAUUUUAAUGAAACUUCAUAUCUAAAUGAGAAAUCUAAUAUCAAAACUAAUAAAUCCACUGUUAAUAAAAGUCAAGAUUUGGCUGAGCAAAUUGAUAUAAAAGCUCAAAAAGCCACUGGUAUUAAAACUCAAGUUUUAAAUUAUCAAAUUGAUGUCAAAACUGAUAAAGUUGAUACUAAUAAAAGUCAAGAUUUAAACAAGCAAACUAUUAUUAAAGCUCAGAGAGUGGCUGUUUAUAAAAGUCAAGAUUACACUGAGCAAGCCGAUGUCAAAACUGUUAAAGUUGAUGUUAAUGAAAGUCUAGAUUUAAUUGAAAAAUUUAAUAUUAAAACCAAUAAAUCCACUGUUAAUAAAAGUCAAGAUUUAUCUGAGCAAACUGAUAUUAAAGUUCAGAAAGUCACUAUUAAUAAAAGUCAAGAUUUAUCUGAGCAAAAUGAUAUCAAAAAUAAUAAAGGCACUAUCAAUAAAAUUCAAGAUUUAUCUGAACAAACUGAUAUUAAAACUCAGAAAGCCACUGUUAAUAAAAGAAAAGAUUACACUGAGCAAGCUGAUGUAAAAACUAAAGUUGAUGUUUAUGAAAGUUCAGAUUUAACCAAGCAAACUGAUGUCAAAACUAAUAAAGCUACUGUUUAUAAAAGUCAAAAUUACACUGAGCAAACUUAUGUCAAAACUAAUAAAGUUACUGUUAGUAAAAUUCAAGAUUUAUCUGAGCAAACUAAUGUUAAAACUCAGAAAGCUACUGUUAGUAAAGUUCAAGAUUUGACUGAGAAAACUUAUAUAAAAGCUCAUAAAAUUGCUGUUAAUGAAAGCAAAGAUAUAACUGUACAAACUGAUAUUAAAGUUCAAAACUCUAUUGAUCUUGAAAUCCAAAACUCAAUUGAUCUUGAAAUUCAAUGUUUAAUUAAACAAUUUGGUAGUACAAAAAAGAUUCAGAGAAUGCUAAAAAGUUAUAUAUCUAACAAGUUAUCCAAUCUUUCCCAACCAAAUAUCCAUUGCAAAGUAUCUGAAGAUUCAUGUAUAGUUUUAAAGAGAUCAACUGAAGGAUCAAGUUUAUGUUUUCCAACAAAAACUCUAUUAUUUAAUAAUUUUGAAAAACUUAGUUCUCAAAGUAAAAAAACAGAAUCAGUUAGUGCUUAUUCAAAUUUUGUAGAUAUAAAUGAUGACAAGCCAAAAAUAACUUUUCAAAACAAUAGUCUUUCUUCUCAGAAAAUUUGUAAUGAAAAUCCAAUGAGAAUGAAUACAAAAGUUGAAUCGUCUUUCCUUACUCACCUGAGUGAUAUUAAAUCUGAUUUAAAAACAGAUUACUCCAUAGAUAUAAUACAUAAUGAAAAUGAUUCAAAUAAUAAAGAUGAUUCAAGUAACAGUAGUUUUGAUUAUAAUCAAGAAGUGGAUCUCAACCAAUUUGAAUUUAUUGAUAGCAUGAUGGAGAACAGGCCAAAUCAAAAGUUUCAAGAAUCUAAAGAUGUUUUAAAAACAGUUCAAUCUGAAAAUGUAUUCCAUUCAUGUAUAGAUAAAAGUUGGGUUAGACCUUGUUCAACCAUUGGUAACAAUGAUUUGCCAAAAUUAGUUGCAACAAUCAAUAAUGCAAGAUAUGUUUCUCAAAAAGAUCAAAAAACUGAUGUUAUUACUAAAGAUUGGGGGAUUAAUAAUAGAACAACAGCUGAACUAAUAUUAAAGAGAGCAAAAAAAAUGGAAGGAAAAAAAAAGAGAGGUUUAGAACCUUGUAAAAGAUACCAUUCUGUUAAACAAAAACAUGAUAUAAUAUUACCUUUGAAUCUUCCAGAUAGUCAUUUAGCUGUUAGUUGGAAUGAAAAAGUUGAAAGGACUAUCAUAAAUAUGGAUGAAAUAUUGAAUAAAAAAGCACAAAGUAUGGUUGAUAGGAAAAGUGAGCCUUUGUUUCUUCCAAAAGUCCACCCACAUUCCUUAUCUACUAGCUCUUCAUCAAUUGUAAAGUAUCACACUUGAUUCUACAUGAAUUGGCCUUGAAAGAUUUUUCUAUAUGUUAUAUACAUGGUAAAAUGGUUAUCUUUUUACCUGAUUCAAUAAAGAUCAAUCAAAUUUAAUAAUUGUAAGAUUUUUUUUACCUAAGUUUUUUCUUGAUUAAAGCCAUGUUAUUCCUUCUCAAUAUUGAAAAUGACCUUUCUGGUUUUGCGGAUGUAGCACCAGCUGUCAGGAUGAUUGUUGUGACAGUAAGGCAAUUUUUGUAUAAUAUUUAUUUUUCUUGUGAGAAUAAGUUUAACACGUAAAUUACUUUUUCCAAGUUGAUGGGCUAACUUUUGAAUAUACUAUUGGAAAUACUCGAAGCUCUAAAACCAAUGAAUCACCAUCAAAGUCAUUAAAAUGAAUCUCCAACUUUUAAUUCAUUGAUUAAACACUGUUUGCUUGCCAAUUUCAAAUAAACUGCUCUGCUUGAGAAAAUAGCAUCAACGUUGGUUGAUAAAAUCAAUCUUUUAUGGAGUUAAUAAUAGAAUCAUAAGCUCCUUAGUAAUACAGAUUUUCCAGAUAACUUGCUCUCGCCGUUGCCCUUUCGGGUUUUUCUUGAGAUAAUGCAGUAAAGACUAAUAGGAUUUUUUCUUUAUUAGAAGACUAGAAACUAGGCAGUUAAAGGCUUUUAUUUUUCUAGCUGACACUUAUAUUUUAGUAAAUCAAGCUAAAUUUGUACUUAUUCCUCAUGUUUUCUAAUAUUUGAACAACUAAAUCAACGAACUAUUUUCUAAAUUUUUGAGAGGUCCGUAAUUGCAUACAGUUUUUGGUUUAAAUACAGAGCAAAAUAUAAGUUUAGUAAGUUCAUUUGAUUUUUACAGCCUUUUAUCCUUGGUCUUGUAACAAAAUCCAAGUUUUCUGCUGAUUGCUCUCAUAACUUUAAAAAGUCUUUGUUUAUUAUCUUUUUAAAACACUUUACCAUGAUAACAAUGAAAACAGUUAUGACAAUUAGAAAAAUGGUCUAUUUAACUCAAAGUUUAUUGAGUUUUUGGAUAGAGUAUGGGAUAUCUCUGCUGGUUAGAGCCAGGGUAGCUCAGUUAAUUAGUCCGAGCUGGGGUUGCUCAGUUGGUUAGAGCACUGCUAAAGUUCGGAACUAUUAUUGGCUGUAGCAGUAGGAUUGCAGGUUCAAAUCCCCGCUUCUAUACUGUGUAUGAGUAGUAAAUUUUCAAUGUUCUCACUUUUGAUAUGUGCAAGUUUGUAAAAUUCUAUAAAAUGUUCUGAUAUGUACAGACAUGGUAUCAACAGAAUAAACACAGAAUGAUGACUGUUCAAAAUCCAUUCCCUCGUCAGCGAUAAUGAAAUAGAAAUUUGGACCGCAAGUUUUUGAAACGUUUAUUCUUAAAACCAUGCCAUGAUAUGCAACAAUUUGUUCUGGAUGUCAUGAGGACUGCAUUUCCACCUUAUCUGCCCUUAGAUGUUUUAGUAUGUUCUUGUAUUUUGUUCCAAGGCAAUGCAAAAUCUGAGUUAAAUUAUCAUUAUUAUAGAGCUCCUGCAAUAAAAUUUCUUGACAAUAUCCAACGCAACUAAUUUCUAAAAAAGUUUACACUCAAUUUGUCUCCAUUAGGUGGUUUAAUAUUCAAUUUUCUCAAAGUUGUUACAAUGAAGAUCAGCAAAGUGAUAAGUGUAGAAGGCUUGAUGAAAAGCAGAUUCUUGAUAACUGUAAAAUCACUUGGGUGCACUUUAGUCUAUUAAUUCAUUUUAUUACCCUUAAGUUUCACCAAAACGAGAUAAAAGGAUAUAUAUAUAUAUAUAUAUA